Molecule: messenger RNA, 3518 nt
Organism: Osmia bicornis bicornis
Lineage: Eukaryota; Metazoa; Arthropoda; Insecta; Hymenoptera; Megachilidae
Gene: l(2)37Cb
Product: pre-mRNA-splicing factor ATP-dependent RNA helicase DHX16
Exons: 11
Coding region: 548-3208 (886 amino acids)
Cellular component (GO): intracellular anatomical structure; catalytic step 2 spliceosome
Molecular function (GO): RNA binding; ATP binding
Source: RefSeq, a predicted model, not a curated record
GGUCCGAUGUACGAAAAAAGAGAUUGGCGAUUCAUGAAUGAAACGGUGGGCGGAGCAUUAUGAAUGAACUUACGCACGCACGCGUACUAGCGACGCCACGCACGUUGCCUAGCAACGGGCUCCAUUCUUGCGCGCAUGGCGCCAGCUGAUGCAGCGCUGCAGUCUACGCAGAGCUGCUGUUUGUUUUUUUUUUACUGUAAUUAAACGAGUACUUUGAAUAUUUUUAUAUGGCUGUCGUUUAAAUUAUGUUUGUUACCUAUUAUCCUACAACAUAAACGAUCGAACAAGAGAAUAAUUAAACGCAAAAGGUUUAUUUUUGCUUAGUUUGAGGGAAGUUAAGUCAACCUAACCUCAAACAACUUCUUACACUGUACUUUUCAGUACAUAUUAUCGUCGAAAUAAGACGAAUAAUUAAUUUUCUGUAUGCACAAUAUGUUCUGUGAUUUCAAAUUUAAAAAAAAGAAAUAGUGUUUUAUUUUUUACCCUUUCCCUUGUGUUGUUAUUUGAUAAUAAAUAAAUAUAACCUAUUCCCGACAUCAAAUACAAAAUGAGUAAAUACAGAAGGAAAGAAUCCUCAAGUGAGGAUAGUGAUAGCGAAGAGGAACGACGCAGGAGGGAUAUCAAGGAAAGAGAUGAGUUUGCUAAUAGACUCAAAGCUAAGGAUGAGAGCAAGAUACGGAAGGUUGCUAUGCCUGCUGGCUCUGGAGCAGCUGAGGCAGCAAAGAGGCUCAAAAUCAUGGAAACAGAUAUGAGAGAGAAGCUGUUACCGAAACUACGUGUUGAAUCUCGCAGAAAAUAUUUGGAAAAGCGUAAAGAGGACAAAGUUGCUGAAUUGGAAGCUGAUAUUAUCGACGAUGAAUAUCUAUUCGAAGAAGAAGUAUUAACAGAUCGUGAAAAGAAAGAAAGAGACCAUAAAAAACAACUGCUGCAAUUGGCAAAGGAACAUGAGAAAGCUAGGGAGCUCGAGAGGGUGCAAAGAUACCAUAUGCCCUUGGAAAAGGGCAAGCUGGAACCAGAACCAGAUGUACAUGAAAAUGAACCACCACAGUCUGAACAGAGCAAGUGGGAAUCUGAUCAGAUGUCAUCUGCUGUUUUUCGUUUUGGCGCCAAGGAUCGAAAAGCCCAACAGGAUUACGAUCUUCUAUUGGAGGAUGAAGUGGAAUUUGUUCAAGCAUUACGUAUGCCUGGCAGCGAAAGAGACAGGAAACGAGAAAUAAGCCCUCCUCCUCAAGUAAAAGCUUUGCAAACUAUACAAGAAACAAAGAAGAGUCUCCCAAUUUAUCCUUUCAGGAACGAUCUUAUUCAGGCCAUCAAAGAUCAUCAGGUACUGAUCAUCGAGGGAGAGACGGGCUCGGGAAAAACAACUCAGAUUCCCCAAUAUUUAUACGAAACAGGGUUCGCAGAAAACAAUAAAAUAAUUGGCUGUACUCAACCCAGAAGGGUGGCAGCUAUGUCGGUCGCGGCGAGAGUCGCUCAUGAAAUGGCUGUGAAAUUGGGAAACGAAGUCGGUUACGCGAUUCGUUUCGAGGAUUGCACUUCCCAUCGUACUCGUAUUAAAUACAUGACCGACGGUACACUGCAUCGUGAAUUUCUUAGCGAACCAGAUUUAGCUUCCUACAGCGUGAUGAUCAUCGACGAAGCUCACGAGCGUACCUUGCAUACGGAUAUACUUUUCGGAUUGGUAAAAGACAUCACCAGAUUUCGUACAGACUUGAAACUUCUGAUUUCAUCGGCCACUUUGGACGCGACGAAAUUCAGUGAAUUCUUCGACGAUGCUCCGAUAUUUCGGAUACCUGGCCGACGUUUCCCCGUUGAUAUUUAUUAUACUAAAGCUCCCGAGGCGGACUAUAUCGACGCUUGUGUGGUUUCCAUCCUUCAAAUCCACGCGACUCAACCGCACGGUGAUGUUCUCGUAUUCUUAACAGGGCAAGAUGAAAUAGAAACGUGUCAGGAAAUGUUACAAGAAAGGGUACGUCGACUGGGAUCCAAAUUGGCGGAGUUAUUGAUAUUACCCGUUUAUGCGAAUCUCCCGAGUGACAUGCAGGCGAAGAUAUUUCAACCAACUCCGCCCGGAGCAAGAAAAGUGGUUCUUGCUACCAACAUAGCAGAGACCUCGUUAACCAUAGACAAUAUAGUGUACGUGAUAGAUCCUGGAUUCGCGAAGCAGAAUAAUUUUAAUUCUCGCACAGGCAUGGAGAGUUUAAUGGUGGUACCGAUCAGCAAAGCCUCUGCUAAUCAGAGAGCCGGUCGAGCCGGAAGAGUGGCACCAGGGAAGUGUUUCCGACUCUAUACAGCUUGGGCUUAUCAACACGAAUUGGAAGACAAUACCGUGCCAGAAAUUCAGAGAAUCAAUCUUGGAAACGCGGUGCUGACGUUGAAAGCGUUAGGAAUAAACGAUCUAGUGCACUUUGACUUCCUGGAUCCACCACCGCAUGAAACUCUGGUUCUAGCAUUGGAACAAUUAUACGCAUUAGGUGCUUUGAAUCAUCGUGGAGAGUUAACGAAACUCGGCCGAAGAAUGGCCGAAUUUCCUUUAGAUCCUAUGAUGGCUAAAAUGUUACUGGCUAGCGAACAGUACCGCUGUUCGGAGGAAAUCGCCACCAUCGCGGCUAUGCUGUCGGUGAACGGAGCGAUUUUCUACAGGCCGAAGGAUAAAAUUAUUCACGCAGACACGGCACGCAAGAAUUUCCACGUCCCUGGUGGCGAUCAUCUGACCUUGUUGAACGUGUACAAUCAAUGGCAGCAAAGCGAUUUCAGCACCCAUUGGUGCUACGAAAAUUUCAUUCAACAUCGGUCGAUGAAACGAGCCAGAGACGUGAGGGAACAAUUAGUCGGUCUGAUGCAAAGGGUUGAAAUGGAUCUUGUUUCUGGGAUUUCGGAAACGGUGAAUGUUCGAAAGGCAAUCACGGCGGGUUACUUUUAUCACGUGGCGCGAUUAUCAAAAGGGGGACAUUAUAAAACUGCGAAACAUAAUCAGACAGUAUCAAUCCAUCCGAAUAGUUCGUUGUUUCAAGAGUUACCACGUUGGCUACUUUAUCACGAGCUGGUGUUUACCACGAAAGAAUUCAUGCGACAGGUAACUGAGAUCGAAAGCAAAUGGCUCUUAGAAGUAGCUCCACAUUAUUACAAACCGAAGGAGUUGGAAGAUUCUACGAACAAGAAGAUGCCGAAAGUCGCGGGAAGAUCACGUCCAGAUGGAACCAAUUAGUUAAUAAUAAUUGAACACUUGUACCAUUUGUAGUUUGUAUAAAAGCACAUUGUAAAAAAAAUUGCUUCUUUUAUAACAUUAUUUUCUAAAUAAAAUUCAAAAAAGAAAAUCCUGAAACCAUCAAUGAAAUGUUAAAUAUUCUUAUAUCUAAAUCAUUUAGCGAACGAUACAGGGAAAAUCAGAAUACAAAAAGUAAAUCUAAAAUUCGAAAUGGCAAUAAAAAAUGCAAUACUGAUGCAAUAAAUCGUCGACAAAAUAAAAAAUAAUUGAAAUAUAAAGAAUGCACAUUCCUAGUUAAGAAAUGCAUUAA